Scedosporium apiospermum is the source of this 4137-nucleotide messenger RNA. RefSeq names its product Polyribonucleotide nucleotidyltransferase. Bases 1 to 4137 code for a protein of 1378 amino acids. The transcript is spliced from 4 exons. Gene Ontology annotation, biological process: spliceosomal complex disassembly. Gene Ontology annotation, molecular function: ATP binding; RNA binding; S-adenosylmethionine-dependent methyltransferase activity. Gene Ontology annotation, cellular component: catalytic step 2 spliceosome; intracellular anatomical structure. NCBI's taxonomy places the organism in Eukaryota, Fungi, Ascomycota, Sordariomycetes, Microascales, Microascaceae. The record is from RefSeq and is a predicted model, not a curated record.
AUGGAUCGCUUUCGCAGCUAUACCGAGCCAUGGGACCCCAUCCGAUAUGGCAUCUGGGCCAUCUAUGCCCAAUCAAAAGAGGCCUUUUUCAGUGGCAGAUACCCCGAUCUUUUUAACCUCAAAUAUCUCCUAGACUCGGGGUUUUAUUUGUGGUUUAAAGUUCUGAAUGAGCAUUUUUGCCGCUUUGAGCAAAAUCAAACCACUAUCCCAGUUCUUGUCCCAGCUUCUACUGGUGUGGUACUUGAGCUCGGUCCCGGAAUGGGUAACCAACUGCACCGCUUCGACAGGACAAAGGUGACUCGUGUCGUGGGCGUGGAGAGCAACUCGCACUUCACACGAGAUAUUGAGACACAGGUCAAGAAAAACGGUCUUGAAGACAUUUACGAGCUCGUUACAUGCCGUGUGGAAGAUAGCGACGUGCUAGAAACGCAUGGUGUUGUUGCCGAGAGUGUGGAUACUGUCCUGAGCAUCCAGGUUCUGUGCUCGGUGGACAACCCGGAAGCCGUUAUCAAGGAGCUUUACCGGCUGCUUAAGCCUGGUGGGAAGUUCAUAUUCUGGGAGCAUCACCGUAACUCGGACCGUACUACUGCCGCAAUCCAAUUUCAUCGCCUCCCGAUAGACGUGGUCGGGCGCUCUAAGAUGGACGACCUCUUACAGCUGGAGCAGUUUGCUCUGGCUUCCAAAGUACAAGCCGAAAUUAACAACCACACAGGCGUCUCCGACAAGACCCUUGCCGAAUUCAUCAUCGCCCAGCGGCUCGAAUGCGAAGACCUUGCCGCUUUCAAGCAGAGGCUAAAAUCUAUCGGCGCCGAUUUCCCUACGAGUUUGGUCGAGAGUAUAGACCGGCUGUGCAGGUCACUACACCCGAAGCUCAAGAAGAAGCAAGGCGCCGCGAACAAGAUCGAAGAGGAAGAGCAUCCGACGCGAAGUAAUGAGGAGAAGGCAAAAAUAUUUUCAGGGUUGGCGCUUCCUGACAAGGAAGUCCCGCCUGAGUCGAAUGGCGAUGCGAUAGAUGAUACCCUGGCGCAGUUGGAGAGUUUAGGAGGGAGGCCGCGCAAGCCGAAAGAGUCGCGAAAACGUUCACGGUCCCCCGAAGACGGCGACAGAGAUUCGAGGAGACGAAACCAUAGAGAACGAGAUCGGUCACGCGACAGAUCGCGAGACCGAGAUUCGCGGAGGAAGAGAUAUAGAUCAAGGUCGAGAUCACCACCGAGGUACCAAGGAGAACUGGACCCCGCGCCGAUUAUCGACAAGAUCUAUGACGGAAAGGUCACGGGCGUCAAGGAUUUUGGCGCAUUUGUGUCCCUAGAAGGUAUCAAGGGGCGAUGUACUGGCCUAAUACAUAUAUCGAGGCUGGCCGAAGGCCGACGCAUUGGCCACCCUUCUGAGGUAGUAUCUAUGGGUGAGCCCGUCAAGGUCAAAGUCGUCAGCAUCGAAGGAAACAGGAUAGGCCUGUCGCUCAAGGAUGUCGACCAACACACCGGUGAGGAUCUCGCGGCCCCGGCUCCCGCCUUUGGAUCCGGUGCCAACAUGGAGGCCUUGGGAAGCCGACAUGGCUUCGUCGACCAGCCCACAUCAUUCCGCAAUCCACAGCCGCCGAGGCACAAGAAGCAAUUGACAGAUUCGGACAGAUGGGAGAUACGACAGCUCAUCCGCUCCGGAGUAGCGAAGGCAUCGGACUUUCCCGAACUUGAGGAGGAGACGAAAGCAGUCCAUAAGGAAGACGGUGGCAUGGAGCUGGAGGAGGAUGUCGAUAUUGAAGUUCGAGAGGAGGAACCCCCAUUCUUGGUUGGCCAAACAAAGCAGUCUCUGGAACUUUCCCCGAUCCGCGUUGUCAAGGCUCCUGAUGGUUCGAUGAACCGAGCGGCCGUAACGGGAUCGGCGCUCGUGAGGGACAGGAAGGAAGCUCGCCAGCAAGAGGCAGAUGCGGAAGCGCAUGCAGCGCCCAAGGAUGACUUAUCCGCGCAGUGGCAUGACCCUAUGGCAGACCCGGAUAAGCGAACAUUUGCGAGCGAGCUCCGAAAGGCCCGGAUAAACGCAAAGUCGGAUGUUGUGCCGGAGUGGAAGAAGACCGUCCAGAAUAGGGACCAGUCUUUCGGAAAGCGAACCAACCUUAGCAUCAAGGAACAGCGAGAGGGCCUCCCCAUAUUCGCCUUUAGGUCACAGCUCAUCAGUGCGGUGAAGGAGAACCAGAUUCUUAUCGUUGUUGGUGAGACGGGAUCCGGCAAAACCACGCAGCUCACCCAGUAUCUUGCUGAAGCAGGCUUUGCAAAUAGUGGCAUGAUUGGGUGUACACAGCCGCGUCGUGUCGCGGCCAUGUCUGUCGCCAAGCGUGUCUCCGAGGAAGUUGGCUGUAAGCUUGGCGAGGAGGUCGGAUACACGGUUCGUUUCGACGACACUACCACUCCUUCGACCAGGAUCAAGUACAUGACGGAUGGUAUGUUACAAAGAGAGAUCCUCAUGGAUGGCGAUCUGAAGCGCUACUCCGUCAUCAUGUUGGACGAGGCCCACGAGCGAACCAUCGCCACAGAUGUUCUUUUCGCCCUUUUGAAGAAGACGGUCAAGCGUCGGCCGGACCUCAAGAUUAUCGUCACCUCUGCGACCCUCGACGCAGAUAAAUUCUCGAGCUAUUUUAACGAAUGCCCUAUCUUUACGAUUCCUGGACGAACGUACCCCGUGGAAAUCUUAUAUUCGAGAGAGCCCGAGAGCGACUACCUCGAGGCUGCCCUUCUUACUGUUAUGCAGAUUCACUUGACAGAACCCAAAGGAGAUAUUCUUCUCUUCUUAACGGGCCAGGAGGAGAUUGACACCUCAUGCGAAAUUUUAUAUGAACGUAUGAAAGCUCUGGGUCCUGAUGUGCCAGAACUCCUUAUUCUCCCCGUUUAUUCGGCCCUGCCGAGCGAAAUGCAGAGUCGAAUCUUCGAACCAGCGCCGCCGGGAACCAGAAAAGUCGUCAUUGCGACAAAUAUCGCCGAGACCUCCAUUACCAUUGACGACAUCUACUUUGUCGUAGAUCCAGGCUUCGUCAAACAAAACGCGUAUGAUCCAAAGCUCGGUAUGGACUCGCUUGUUGUCACACCAAUUUCACAGGCCCAGGCAAACCAGCGAGCAGGUCGAGCCGGCCGAACUGGGCCCGGAAAAUGCUUCAGGUUAUACACCGAGGCAGCGUACCAAACCGAGAUGCUGCCGACGACGAUCCCAGAAAUCCAGCGGCAGAACUUGUCGUUAACUAUUCUCAUGCUCAAAGCCAUGGGCAUCAACGAUCUUAUCAACUUUGACUUCAUGGACCCGCCUCCCGUUAACACUAUGCUUACAGCCCUCGAGGAGCUGUAUGCGCUCAGCGCUCUCGACGACGAGGGCCUGCUUACCCGCCUCGGACGCAAGAUGGCCGACUUUCCUAUGGAGCCGUCACUCGCCAAAGUCCUAAUCGCCUCGGUCGAUCUGGGCUGCUCCGACGAAAUGCUCAGCAUAGUAGCGAUGCUCGGCAUGAACGUCUUCUACCGGCCCAAGGAGAAGCAGACCCAGGCCGACCAGAAGAAGGCCAAGUUCCACGAUCCGCACGGCGACCACCUGACCCUGCUCAACGUCUACAACAGCUGGAAGCGCAGCGGGUAUCAGAACGCCUGGUGCUUCGAGAACUACAUCCAGCACCGGUCCAUGAAGCGCUCCAAGGACGUGCGCGACCAGCUCGUCAAAAUCAUGGAGCGCUACCGCCAUCCCAUCGUCUCGUGCGGCCGCGACACACACAAGGUGCGGCAGGCUCUCUGCUCCGGCUUCUUCCGCCACUCGGCGCGUAAGGACCCCCAGGAAGGCUACAAGACCCUCAUCGAGGGCACCCCCGUGUACCUGCAUCCCAGCUCGGCGCUGUUCGGCAAGCAGGCCGAGUGGGUCAUCUACCAUGAGCUCGUGCUGACAACGAAGGAGUACAUGCAUUGGACGACGGUCAUCGAGCCCAAGUGGUUGGUGGAGGCGGCGCCGACGUUUUUCAAGGUUGCGCCGACGGAUAGGCUGUCAAAGAGGAAGCAGGCUGAGAGGAUCCAGCCGUUGUUUAAUAGGUUUGAGGGACCGGAUGAUUGGAGGCUUAGUGCGCAGAGGAGGGUUGGAAGGUCUGGUGGUGGUGGAGGUACUUGGGGUUAG